GGCGAUCGGGAAAGCACGUCUCCCUCGCCGAGCCGUCUGAGAAUCGACGCCGCCGAGCAUUGCAAGGGAGGAUCUCAGGGAAGCGACCAUGUCCUCUCUCUCCGGGACGUCGUUCUCGUCGAGCAAGGGCGACUCGGCGGAUUUCGACACCGACUUGACCCUGAGCGACAGGCUCAAGGCCUUCAAGUCCUCGCGCUUCGAUCCGCAUGCCUACUUCACCUCCAAGUGCCAGACCAUGAACGAGAAGGAAAUCAGGCAUCUGUGCGCUUACCUGGUGGAUUUGAAGAAGGCGUCGGCAGAGGAAAUGCGUAAGAGUGUUUAUGCUAAUUAUGCAGAUUUCAUACGCACAUCCCAGGAGAUAUCGGACCUUGAGGGGCAGCUCCUGUCCAUGAGGAAUCUGCUAUCCUCUCAAGCAGCUCUAGUCCAGGAAUUGGUCGAGGGUGUCCGUGUUGAUUCUUUAGACACUGGUUCUGAAGAUUCGACUGCAGAGGAUAUGCAAAAUUUGGAAGACACGCGGCCUUCCAACAUGGAGAACUGGUUGAUAGAUUUUGUGGAUACCCUCGAAAUUCUAUUAGCUGAGAGGAGGGUGGAGGAAUCGUUGGCUGCUGUGAAUGAAGGAGAAAGAAUCAAAGAAGAAGCUAUUAGUAGGAGGACAUUAAGUCCCACAGCGCUAUUGUUACUGGAGACUACCAUAACAGAACAGAGACAAAAUCUAGCUGAUCAACUAGCAGAAACGACUUGCCAGCCUUCAACACAAGGAGCUGAACUUCGUUCAACAAUUCUGGCUGUCAAAAAACUUGGGGAUGGUCCUCGUGCCCAUACAUUGCUAUUGAACUCUCACCGACAGAAAAUGCAGUGCAAAAUGCAAAGUCUUCGCUCAUCUAAUGCUCCAUAUGGAGGAGCUUACACUGCUGCCCUUUCUCAGCUUGUCUUUUCAACAAUUGCGCAAGCAGCUAGCGACGCCUUGGUUGUUUUUGGUGAGGAACCUGCAUUGACAUCUGAGCUUGUGACUUGGGCUGUCAAGGAAACUGAAGCCUUGGCUCUUCUCCUAAAAAGGCAUGUUCUUGCCUCAUCGGCAGCCGCAGGUGGUUUAAGAGCUGCUGCUGAGUGUGUUAAGAUAUGCCUGGGUCAUUGUUCUGUUUUAGAGGCUCGUGGGCUGGCCCUUUCUCCUGUUUUACUCAGACUCUUUAAGCCUUGUGUCGAACAAGCUUUGAAUGCCAACUUGAGAAGAAUAGAGCAGAGCAGUGCUGCGUUAGCUGCUGCAGAUGAUUGGUCACUUGCUUAUUCUCCACUUGGCGGAAGGCCAAUGCGCGUUUCUUCCUCCACGUUCCUCGGUAGUGCAGCCGCAGUGCAUCCCAAGCUCUCAAGCAGUGCAAAUAAAUUUAAUACAAUGGUUCAGGAAUUUCUUGAGGAUGUCAGUCCACUUGAAAGCUUACAGUUAGAAGGCCCCACGUUGGAAGGUCUGCUACAAGUAUUCAACUCGUACGUCAAUUUGUUGAUAAAUGCAUUGCCAGGGUCAGCAGAACAUGAAGAAAACCUCGAAUAUUCUGCCAGUAGAAUUGUGAAAAUGGCAGAGAAUGAAAGCCAACAGACAGCUUUGUUGGCCAAUGCAUCAUUAUUGGCAGAUGAGUUGCUCCCACGUGCUGCCAUGAAGCUAUUGUCCUCUCACAGUACCAGCAAACUUGAGGACCAUCCAAGAAGAGCUCCAGACAAGCAAAAUCGUUAUCCAGAACAAAGAGAUUGGAAGAGGCGUUUGCAACGUUCAGUUGAUAGAUUGCGCGAUAGCUUCUGCCGCCAACAUGCCCUUGAUUUAAUUUUUUCAGAAGAGGGCGACAUCCGUCUCAAUGCACAUGUGUACAUCAUGAUGGAUGACCUUAUGGAAGAACCUGAAUGGUUUCCUUCUCCAAUAUAUCAGGAGCUUUUUGCAAAACUGACUCGAGUGGCUAGCUUUGCAACCGACAUGUUUGUGGGUCGAGAAAGAUUUGCUACUAUAUUGUUGAUGAGACUCACGGAGACGGUCAUUUUGUGGCUCUCUGAUGAUCAGAGCUUUUGGGAAGAGAUAGAAGAGGGUCCCAAGACAUUGGGUCCUUAUGGCCUUCGACAGCUUUAUUUGGAUAUGGAGUUCGUGAUUCUGUUUUCAUCACAAGGCCGUUAUUUAUCUCGGAAUCUGCAUCAAGUUAUCAAAAACAUAAUUGAGAGAGCUAUUGACAUAGUGGCUUCUACUGGAUUAGAUCCGUAUAGUGUGCUGCCGGAGGAUGAGUGGUUUGCUGACGUCGCUCAGAUAGCAAUAAAGAUGCUGACUGGCAAAGCGAAUUUCGCGAAUGUGGAUCAAGACGUCACUAGCCCCAGCGCCUCUGUGUCAGCGAAAUCAAUUUCGUCGAUCGUAUCUCAUGGAAGUAACUAGCUUCUGCAA
This is a messenger RNA of Eucalyptus grandis, 2413 nucleotides long. Its product is annotated as exocyst complex component EXO84A. Gene Ontology annotation, cellular component: exocyst. The transcript is spliced from 7 exons. Gene Ontology annotation, biological process: intracellular protein localization; Golgi to plasma membrane transport; exocytosis. The coding region runs from base 89 to 2404 and encodes 771 amino acids. Lineage: Eukaryota; Viridiplantae; Streptophyta; Magnoliopsida; Myrtales; Myrtaceae. The record is from RefSeq and is a predicted model, not a curated record.